Molecule: messenger RNA, 1689 nt
Organism: Rotaria sp. Silwood1
Lineage: Eukaryota; Metazoa; Rotifera; Eurotatoria; Philodinida; Philodinidae
Source: the annotation of a GenBank genome assembly
AUGUCAUCUGAACAUGGAUUACAUGUUAUGUUAAGUUAUCAUUGGGAUAAUAAAGAAUUAGUUUCAAAAAUUUAUAAAGUACUUAAAUCAAAAAAUAUUCCUGUAUGGAUGGAUAUUCAUGGUGGAAUUAGUUUUAAUCUUUUUCAUAGUAUGGCAGAUGGAAUUGAAAAUGCUGCUGUUGUUUGUUGUUUUAUGACACCAAAAUAUCAAACUUCACGUAAUUGUGAAAAAGAAUUAUUAUAUGCUGAUAGACGACGUGUUCCAAUAAUUCCAUGUCGUUUGACACGUGAUUGGGAACCAUCAACAUGGCUUGGAUUAAUUAUUGCUGGACUUGUAUGGAUCGAUUUUCGGGAUACAACUGAUAUAAAUAUUGAUCUUAAGAUUGAUAAAUUAAUAGAACAAAUUCGAAUUGUUGCAGGAAAAAAACUCAAUUGUUUUCAAAUAGAAACUUCUUAUGUUUUACAAACUUGUCUAAUUUAUUCCAGUAAUUCUUCAAAUAAUUUUUAUCCUGUUCUACCACAAACAAAUGAUAUAUCUGAUUCAUUGAAACGAUCAACGUCAAUAAUAUCUCAUCAACAUCCAAAUGUUAAUAAUAUAAAUAUAGUACCACCACCAGUACCUCCACGUCCAAAUAAAGAUUUAAUUCGAGAACGAUUAUUCUCGGUUGAUAUAAAGAAAAAUCUCAAUGAAAUUGAAUUUAUCGAUAAAAAAAAAGAGAAUAAUAUACCAUUGAACAGUGAAAAACCAGAUAUACGUGAAAUUUCACAUUCACAACAAGCACAUACACGUUUGAUACCUGUAAGAAAAUUUUCUUAUUAUAAUAAUGAAAAAAAACGUAAUGGCAUAAAAAUUGAUUAUUCAAAAUUUCAUCGUUCACCUCGUAUUAUUGGAGAUGAUAAUGAGAAAAUUUCAUUUUGUUGUCCAUCAGGUGUUGCACUUUCAAAAACAGGUCUUAUCUAUGUUGCUGAUCAACAAAAUCAAUGUAUUAAAGUAAUUCCAUUGUUAGGAAGUGAAAAACAAAUUUUAUCACGUCCAUUUAAUCGACCAAAAGGUGUACAUGUUGAUGAACAUGGUCGUAUACUUGUAACAGAACAUAAUCGUUUACUUAUACUUGAUAGUGAACUUAAUCUACUUAAAUCUAUUGGAGAUCAUGGUUCAAAACCAGGUGAAUUUAAUGUACCAUGGGGAAUUACAACAGAUUCAUUAUCAAAUAUGUAUAUAUGUGAUCAAAUGAAUAAUCGAAUACAAAAAUUUGAUGCUGAUGGUCGUUUUUUACUAGAAUGGGGUCAUGAAGGUGAAGAUGCAGGUCAAUUUUAUUAUCCACAUUUUAUUUCUAUAUCAGGUAAUCAUGUUGCUGUAUCUGAUCAACUUAAUCAUCGUAUACAAGUAUUUGAUUGUUUUGGAAAUUAUCAUUAUAAAUUAGGUGAAAUUGGUAAUGAACCAGGUCAAUUUAGUUGUCCAUUUGGAGUAUGUAUCGAUGCUAAUGAUCAUUUAAUUGUUGCCGAUCAUGAUAAUAAUCGUGUACAAUUUUUUGAUGAAAAUGGUGAAAUUAAACUUAUAUUAGAUGAAAAAGUAAAUCCUUUAUUUAAUUUUCAAGGUGUUCAUGGUUUAGCAUUGACUUAUGAUGGUGGACUUCUUAUUACUGAUUAUAAACGAGAUGGAAAACAUCGUUUAUUUAUUUUUGCUUAA